Molecule: messenger RNA, 4056 nt
Organism: Aspergillus puulaauensis
Lineage: Eukaryota; Fungi; Ascomycota; Eurotiomycetes; Eurotiales; Aspergillaceae
Product: RNA helicase
Exons: 3
Coding region: 1-4056 (1351 amino acids)
Cellular component (GO): intracellular anatomical structure
Molecular function (GO): ATP binding; RNA binding; protein binding
Source: RefSeq, a predicted model, not a curated record
AUGCCGCCCAAAAAGAAGUCCGACACCCGUGGAGGCGCGCCCAAGCCUGGGACGAAGCAGGCGAAAGCCGCGGCCGAGCGAACGGCGGAGAGUGCGAAAAAGGCACCGCAACCAGCGGAUGAGCAGAAAAAGCCUACGGUCAAGCAGGUCAUUGGCGGCGCAUCAUGGACUGGGAAAUUGCCAGUAAAUUUGAUGUCGGAGCAUUGCCAGAAGCACAAGUGGGAAAAGCCAGAGUAUACUAUGAACAAAAUUGGAGGAGGAUUUAUCUCAUCUGUGAUACUAAGACGUGUUGAUCUAAAGACUAGAGAAACGCUCACGCUUCCUCCCAUACGAUUGCCCGCCGGCUUCAAACAAUCAACGGCGCUAGAAGCGCGCCACUACGCUGCGACCUUCGCCCUAUUCCAUGUAUGCAAUAAGACAAACCUCCAUAUGAUGCUCCCGCCAGACUACAAAAAGCUUUGGAAAGAGGACUUUGAGAAGUUGAAGGCAGCAGAGGUGAAGAGCGGUGAUGGCUGGUUGUACGAGGCGGACCCAUUCCUAGCCAAAAAGGAGCGGGAGAUCGCAGCCGCGGAGCUUGCAAAGAAACAUCAGGAACGCGAGGCAUCACAGGCCAAAUCAACCGAUAGCACAGUGAAUCUAGGCCUCGGCCCAAGCGGUCAAAAUAAAGGGACAAAAAUUUGGUCGAGCGCACCCAAGGUUGACCUGGGGAACAAAAUCCGGCGUGAGAUUGAAACUCUUGUGCAGGAGCAUACUAUGUGGAAUCCAUACAGUGUAGAGAUUCCCGGACCCGAGCGUGAGGCUCUGAUUGAAGAGUUCACGAAGUUAGGGUUUCGACGGAGUCACAUUGAAGAAGCUAGCGCUGCGUGUAAAGACCGGGAGGAGGUGUUGGAGUGGCUUCUUAUCUACGUGCCGGAAGAUGACUUGCCACCUUGGUGUCUGCCAGAGAAAUAUUCGGUCGGGAUCACACUUGUUAGCGACGACCUCGCAAGAGAGUCUAAACUCAAACGACUUGCAUCUGCUGGAUAUCCGGCAGAUCUUUGCGCGCGAACGCUGGACAAUAUGCAAGGCGAUGAGCUUGCUGCAGCAGAGACUCUUCAACAGACUCUUGUACACGGGACCGCAUCGGGCGCCUCUCUUCUGAUGGAUAGCGAGGACGGCUGGGCAGAAGAACAAGAGACGCUUGAAGCCAUUUUCGGUGAACGAUAUUCCGCCAAAUCGUCCAGUGUUUGCACGAUUGAGUGUGAACCACCAGGCGGUGCAGGGACAGUGUCCUUUCGAUUCCAAAGGCCUUCAGAGCAUUAUCCGUCAUCUGUUCCGAUAAUAUCUAUUCAAACAGAAAAUAUCCCUGCAUACAUCCGCCUAAGUGCUGUUCGUCAAGCUGUUAGGUAUGCAGAAGAGAAUUUCCUUGGGGAACAAAUGAUCUACAACAUCAUAGACUGGCUGGAAACCCAUUUACCAGAAAUCAUCCAAGAUCCAGGAAAACUACGGGAUAUUUCGACUAUAUCAGCACCACCCGUUACACCCUCUGAAUCUUCUUUUGAACUUCCUGCGCGCCAAAGGCUUAAACAUGUGAAAACGGUCGAUUGGUCUCCCGGGUCAUCGAAAAGCCUUGCUGUUAAAGAAGCUUGGGGGGCAAAGCAGACUACCAAACCUCAGCGGGCCAUGAUCCAACAGCGAGAAUCACUUCCAGCCUGGAACACUCAAAAUGCAAUAAUACGGACUGUGAAUGAACAUCAAGUCACAAUUAUCUCUGGAGAGACAGGUAGCGGAAAGAGUACGCAAUCAGUGCAGUUCAUCCUCGAUGACAUGAUCCAAAAAGGUCUCGGUGGCGCCGCAAACAUCAUCUGCACUCAGCCCCGUAGGAUCUCUGCACUAGGUCUGGCAGACCGAGUCAGCGACGAAAGAUGCUCGUCUGUGGGCGACGAGGUUGGUUAUAUUAUCAGGGGCGAGUCAAAGGCUAAAGCUGGUUCUACAAAAAUUACAUUUGUCACAACAGGUGUGUUGCUUCGUAGAAUACAGGCAGGCAGCGGCUCUGGCAACAUUUCGAGCUCACUCGCCGACGUCACUCAUGUUGUUGUGGAUGAAGUCCACGAACGCAGUCUUGAUACCGACUUUCUACUGGCCCUCCUAAGGGACAUUAUUCAUCGUCGCAAGGACAUCAAGGUGAUUCUGAUGAGUGCGACUCUCGAUGCAGACAUCUUUACACAAUACUUUGGCGGGCGUCAAUCUGUGGGAUUGGUCCAUAUACCAGGACGAACAUUCCCUGUGGAUGAUUAUUACCUGGAUGACGUUGUUCGUGAGACGGGAUUUGCUCCGGAGCUCACAGAGCGAGGCUUUGAUGAAGAUCCAGUCGCAUUUUCAGCGGCUGAAGAGUCGUUUGGAAAGAUACUCCGUUCCAUUGGAAUGGGUAUCAACUACGAAUUGAUUGCAGCUACCGUUCGGUAUAUUGACUCCAAGCUACAGGAUCAGCCAGGGGGCAUUCUGAUAUUUUUACCCGGAACAAUGGAGAUCGACAGAUGUCUGAAUGCCGUAAAAAGGAUCCCCAACGCACAUCCAUUACCUUUACAUGCGUCUCUUCUCCCAGCUGAACAGCGACGUGUAUUCCAGAGUCCUCCUAGAGGGAAGCGGAAGGUUAUCGCAGCCACCAAUGUCGCUGAAACAUCCAUUACGAUCGAAGAUGUCGUAGCCGUCAUCGAUACAGGACGUGUGAAAGAAACCAGCUAUGAUCCCAAAGAUAAUAUGGUUCGUCUACAGGAAGUGUGGGCGUCGCAAGCUGCCUGUAAGCAACGACGAGGAAGAGCUGGUCGUGUUAGGGCCGGUACCUGUUAUAAGCUCUACACUCGCAAAGCAGAAUCAAGCAUGCCUCAGCGGCCAGAUCCUGAAAUCCGCCGUGUGCCAUUGGAGCAGCUGUGCCUUUCUGUGCGUUCCAUGCAAGGAAUUGACGAUGUUGCCUCUUUCCUUGCAAACACCAUCACGCCACCGGAAAGCAUUGCGGUCGAGGGCGCCCUAAGCUUCCUACACAGAGUUGGGGCUUUAGAUCAUGACAGGCUUACAGCUCUCGGACGAUAUCUGUCUAUGAUUCCUGCAGAUCUCCGUUGUGCCAAAUUAAUGGUAUACGGAUCCAUAUUUAACUGCAUCGAUGCCUGCAUCACAAUCGCAGCUAUCCUAACAGUGAAAAGCCCAUUUGUCUCCCCUCGUGAGAAACGGGAUGAAGCAAACAUCGCCCGAGCUUCAUUUUCCAAAGGAGAUGGCGACCUCCUCACAGACUUAAACGCCUAUCAGGAAUGGUCAGACCGCGUCAAGGAACAAGGCUACUGGUCAACACAGUCAUGGUGCACAACCAAUUUCCUCUCUCACCAGACUCUGCGCGAUAUCUCAUCAAACAGGGCUCAGUUCCUUACCUCGCUCAAAGACGCUGCAAUCGUUCCCGUCGACUACUCUGAGACCUCUCCUUCCUUCUCAAGCCUCAACCGUAAUGCUACCAACCGCAGCCUUCUUCGCGCCCUCGUCGCUGGUGCGUUCCAGCCUCAAAUUGCGCGCAUCGCAUUUCCAGAUAAGAAAUUCACCAGCUCUAUCACCGGAACGUUUGAGGUUGACCCAGACGCCCGCACAAUAAAAUACUUCAACCAAGAAAACGGCCGCGUGUUUAUCCACCCAUCGUCCCUUCUGUUCUCAGUGCAAUCUUAUACAAACGCCGCCACGUUCUUAAGCUAUUUCACAAAAAUGGAGACGUCAAAGGUCUUCGUCCGUGACUUAACCCCGUUCAACGCAUAUUCUCUCCUCCUUUUCUGUGGCUCCAUUGACCUCGACACAACAGGCCGAGGUCUCAUCGUCGACGGAUGGCUACGCCUCCGCGGCUGGGCCCGAAUCGGUGUCCUGGUUUCGCGACUCCGCACGAUGGUCGAUGAAAUUAUUGCAACGAGGAUUGAUAACCCAACUUCCUAUUUGGACUCCUUCUCUUCGUCUUCGAAUGCACCAUCGGUGAAAGACGGGAUUGCAAAUCGGGUCAUCGAUGUAGUGAAAAAGCUGAUUGAAUUUAACGGCCUGGAUCGGUAG